This is a messenger RNA of Bactrocera dorsalis (oriental fruit fly), 4383 nucleotides long. RefSeq lists its product as uncharacterized. Gene Ontology annotation, molecular function: nucleic acid binding. Gene Ontology annotation, biological process: DNA integration. NCBI's taxonomy places the organism in Eukaryota, Metazoa, Arthropoda, Insecta, Diptera, Tephritidae. The record is from RefSeq and is a predicted model, not a curated record. The coding region runs from base 274 to 2487 and encodes 737 amino acids. The transcript has 2 exons.
ACCGCAGGGUUUCCUUUAAAAAAGAUUACUGCCAAUCACCCAAAUAUUUUAAAAAAUAUUCCUAAAGACCAUUUGUUGGAUACUAAUUUCCUUAUAUUUGAAAAGGAUAGUACAACAAAAACACUAGGCAUCCAAUGGAAUGCGAUAUCGGACCAGUUUUCAUACACGACUGAGUCCAUAUCCGCAUUAUCCGCAUUAUCCGCCAGUACCAAACGCCAAAUUCUCUCCUCGGUGUCAAAACUUUUUGACCCCGCAGGAUGGCUUUCGCCAAUUAUGAUACAAGCGAAAAUCUUGAUCCAAGAAUUAUGGCUAGACGGAACCGACUGGGACGAACAAGUGAAACCUAUUCGGUUAGAAAAAUGGUCCCAGUUCGCUAAUAACUUGAACGACAUCUCGAAGAUACAAAUUCCACGGUGGGUAAACUAUUCCCCCGAAUACAAAGUGGAACUACACGGCUUUUGCGACGCCUCUGAAAAGGCAUAUUGUGCCACUAUAUAUGUGCGUACACAAACCGAUGUCGCAACUACAAGCCACUUAUUAGCGGCAAAGGCAAAAGUUGCGCCUCUAAAAACGCUAAGUCUCCCACGACUUGAACUCUGUGGCGCUCUGCUACUAGCAAAGCUAGCUUCAACGGUGCAGACCCACUUAAAAAUGGCGAAAUACAGAUUAUAUUUAUGGUCCGAUUCCGAGAUAGUUCUAGCCUGGUUAGAAAAACCACCACAUGCGUGGAAAACUUAUAUUUCUAACCGAACUUCUGAAAUACUUGACCUAGUAGGAUCAGCCACUUGGCGUCACGUAGCCAGUGCUGACAAUCCUGCUGAUCUAGGUACAAGAGGAUGCAAGCCUCUGCAUCUUGCCACCUCCACCCUCUGGUGGAAUGGCCCCCGAUGGUUAACAGAAUCUCCCGAUUCUUGGCCACAAUCGCCCAUGCGCAACAUACUUGCCCCAGAAAGUCGUAAAAUCGACACUUAUCAUGCAACACUGGAUGACACUGACAUCCUUGAACGAUUUUCAUCGUUCCCCCGAGCCCUCCGGGUAGUUGCCUAUAUGCUCAAGUUUUUAGAGCGGCUUAAACUUAAAGUUAAAGGAGCAACUGAUCUCCAUUGCGAUAAAUUGACGCACCAAGACUUACAAAAAGCAAAGGUCGCUCUUAUCGCAUCAACCCAAACGCGCUACUUCAGCCGCGAUAUAGAAUUACUAAGAGAGUCGAAGCCUAUCGAUAAAAAGAGCUCACUCUUAGUCCUAAACCCAUUUCUAGAUACGAAGGGUUUACUUCGUGCGAAUGGUCGGCUUGCUAAUUCAAGCCUAACGUACAAUGAACGCCACCCUAUAAUCAUACCAGAGAGGUGUCCGUUUGCCACUUUAUUUAUUAGAUAUAUCCACAUACUAAUGCUCCACGCCGAACAUCGCCUCAUGCAACAUAUGGUCCGCCAAGAGCUGUACAUACCCCGACUGAAGCCCCAAAUAAAGAAAUGCAUUUUCAUGUGCAAAAUCUGCACUAUGCAUAAGCAGAAAAUGCGAUCGCAGAUUAUGGCAGCACUUCCACCUGAACGCUGCAAUAUUGCUCUGCCUUUCACCACUACAGGUGUAGAUUUUGCUGGGCCUUUUAUGAUAAAGGCAUUCAUGCUAAGGUCUCCUACCCUCAUGAAAGGCUAUGUGGCUGUUUUUGUCUGUUUCACGACAAAAGCAGUACACCUUGAGCUAUGUACGAAUCUGACGACGGAGGCUUUUCUUGCGGCUUUUGCUCGUUUCGUCGGACGACGAGGCUUUCCAUCAAAAAUCAUGAGCGAUAAAACAUUUAUCGGAGCUCAAAGAGCUACCGAAAAACAGUUUGUGGACUUCACAAAACAAGUCUCACCGGAAAUUGUCCAAAAAUACGCUCCUCAAGGUAUCAAUUGGCAGUUUAUCCCCCCAAGCGCCCCUCACAUGGGUGGCUUAUGGGAGUCAGCCGUAAAAAGUUUCAAACCUCAUUUCAAGAAGCUAGCUGGCAACUAUAAAUUCAAUUAUGAAGAGUUCACGACACUCUUAACUAGAAUUGAAGCCGUUCUUAACUCACGGCCUCUCGCUGCACUCUCGCAAGAUCCCUCAGAUUUUACUGCCCUCACGCCAGGGCAUUUUCUUAAAGGAGCGCCCAUUCUGGCCACACCUGAGCCAGGCGUGGAGUCGCUUUCCUUAUUAAACCGUUGGGAAAGAAUUAAGAUUCUCCAUCAUGACUUCAGUCGCCGAUGGAAAGAUGAUUAUUUAAAGGACCUCCACAGAAGGUACCGAUGGAAAAUCACAGAACAUGCGCCUAAGCUUGGAGAUUGUGUCUUAAUCAAUGACGAUUGUCUCCCCCCUACCGAAUGGCGGCUUGGCCGCAUAGAGAAGCUCUACUACGGCUCCGACGGUCAUAUUCGCGUAGUCGAUCUCCGUACACAAUCGGGAACGCUAACUAGACCGCUCGUUAAAUUAUGCUUUUUGCCAACCGCAGAUAAAAUCGAAACGUAACCGCAAUCAAUAAACAAAGAGAUAAAUAAAAGAAAAAUUUAUGUAUAUGUAUGCAUAAUAGUAAACGCACCCAUUAUAAAUAAAUAGCCACCAAAAACCCAAACCAAAGGGAAAGUCGAUCCACACGACGACUCACUCCUGCCACAUUACGUGCCACCACCGGCCAUAUGAUUAUAUACACAUAUAUAUAUGAUAAUUAAAAAAAAAAACCUAUUUCUUAACAGGUCAAUAUGGAAGACGAGAUGCCCACUACUCCAACGCCCUCCGUACGUUCGGCCGUGAAUGUUCCGCGCCCUAAAGCUACCCCUGUAGCAGCGCCGCGAACAACCAUCAAUACCGCAGCCCACCGAGAAGUUCCGACAGCUCCGCGUAGUGACCCGCAAGCACGGGCUCCGGAACCAGCACCACUUCAAUGCGCGCUAUGCCGCCGCCGACACCGAUUGCCACAUUGUGGCAUAUUCAAGGGGAUGACGCCUUAGCAACGCCAGCAGGUCGCCCAGGCCCACGGGCAUUGCUUAAAUUGUCUGGCGCCUACCAACCGAACUCGCGAAUGUACCACAGGGUAUCAGUGCCAGGUGUGUAUGGGUCACCAUCACACAAUGUUCCACCGCAAUGCCGGACCCGACGUUGAGCGUCGUCAUCCCCUUCGCGGCCGUACUGCCAGCCGCCGACUCCCACGACCGCAACCGCGAAGGCACGCCUUCCCUGCGGAGGAGUACCGCGCCAGGCGCCAGCAUCACCAGGCCACCCAGCAUCGGAGGCGCCAUCCUAGGCCGCAAGCGCGUCGUAGGACAGGCCUCAGCAACGUUGUUGCAACACUGCAACAACUUCAGAGGCUACUAGGCUGAAUACUCGCCUAGGGGGGCCAGGAUGUACAAAUGAGCAUCUCCCCCGGGCAUUUACACACCCACCACACGAUCACACAUUUCAACUCAACUUCACAACAUUGACACGCACCUUCAUCAUAUCCACGUCACAAACCAACAAAGCUUACUUUCCACACUACACACCAGCUGAUUCCACACACAAAAAAGGGGACCAAAAGGACAACCGCAUCUCACUUCGUUUGCAACUUCAACCGCAUCUUACUUCGUUUGCAACUUUAACCGCGACUACCACGCGUGGGCGAACCUUCUAGAACGAGCGUUUUCUCUCAAACCAACAGUUUUUCGGCGGUUUAAAUAUCCAGUUUUCUAUAAAAUCAACAGUUUUUCGGCAGUUUAAAUAUCCAGUUUUCUCAAAAACCAACAGUUUUUCGGCGGUUUAAAUAUCCAGUUUUCUGUGAAACCAACAGUGCUUCGGCGUUUUAAAUAUCCAGUUUUCUCUACAAUCAACAGUUUUUCGGCGUUUUAAAUAUCCAGUUUUCUCUACAAUCAACAGUUUUUCGGCGGUUUAAAUAUCCAGUUUUUUCUACAACCAACAGUUUUUCGGCGGUUUAAAUAUCCAGUUUUUUCUACAACCAACAGUUUUCGGCGUUUUAAGUAUCCAGUUCUUUUUCUACAACCAACAGUUUUCGGUUUUUAAAUCGGCAGUUAAUAGUGUCGGAGUUCGAGACACUUGUUCUUGCUCAUCACCUAUCAUAAGGGAACAGCAAAAGCGUGACAGAUCCUCUCAUGCCGACCACUGCUCUACAAUCGCUGCUGUUUCUGCUAAUAAUGCUAAUAAUAAUUAUCUCGCUCCCGCUACACCGAAGGCACUCUCUGCAGCUUCAACUAUUGCUAACUCUAUCUUCACCUCUACGACUAUUGUGGGUACAAAUGCUCCGUCACCUAGCGUUCACGAAUGAUAGAGAAAGAGAUUGCGCAAUGCCCAUGUUUGCUUUCAGUCAGCUGUUCUUGAUGACGUCACGGUUGACUUAUUAUUCACCCGCGCUUUUGAAAGUGAAUUGGAAUUGUG